CCUUCUAACCUUGACGUGGCACCAGCUCAUGGAGUCUCCUCUCUCAAUGCCCAGCAGGCUGUGGCAGAAGGGGAGCAGCUGUCGUGGCUCUCAGAGAAGAGACUCACAUUGCAGAGCCUGGAAUGUCUGCAGCGAACAGUUGCAAGGCUGGAAGAUGAGAAGGUGGAGCUGAAGCAACAAAAUGCUGAGCUCAGGAGGACUCUUGAGCAGGUGGAGCAUGAGCGGAGGAGGCUGAAGAGAUGUUUUAGGGGUCAGAUUCUCCCAGGUGCCUGUGGAUUGUCUCACUCCCAGUCUGAUCAGCACAAAGUGUCCGCCUCUAGACAGGAGGAGUCUCACGCUCACUGCAGUCAGCGAUUAGCUGAGUUACAGAACCAGGUGAGUAGAAAACCUCUGCUUAAAAGCUGCUGUGGCUCUACUGAUGGGCCCAGCUUUGCAGGAUGGUUUUGGUUGGCUGUCAGGAAGUGAAUGCUCCAGGCAGUGUCAGUCCUGCGCCCGUUGGCAACAACCAAACAGCAUCCUUCACCUCGGUCUUGUCUCCGACUUGCCUAAAGGUCAGGCAGGCUGGGAUAGGGGUGGUGGGAAA
This is a messenger RNA of Empidonax traillii (willow flycatcher), 583 nucleotides long. RefSeq names its product centrosome-associated protein CEP250-like. The annotation marks the transcript as partial. The record is from RefSeq and is a predicted model, not a curated record. NCBI's taxonomy places the organism in Eukaryota, Metazoa, Chordata, Aves, Passeriformes, Tyrannidae. The transcript is spliced from 3 exons.